GAACUUUACUUCCCAUAAACACUCCAUAGUUGAAUUUUACGACAUGGAGAGGCGCGAUCAGUGUGUUGUUGUUUAGGAACGAAACCCGUGCCAAGGACCUAACGGUGCAACGUUGCGCUGUCUGAACCCGGUAGUGCAUGACUACCCUGGUCAGUCAGUGACAACAUUAUGGCGUUUCAUGUGUCAAAACUUACUCUACGAUUACCAAAACCAAUCAGCUUUAGUUUGCGUGCAGUUAGCGGAACUAAGCAUCCCAAUAUAAACCUAAAAUUUACAGAUCUAGCGUGCGCUCUGAGCCGUCGGUCAUUGCACUCAGUUGUCCGUCAGGCAAGUGAGAAUUGGUCGGCCAAUUCCCGCUUAUUAAACUCUAAGCCGAGCAAGUACAGUUGGGCUGUCAGUACAGCCAAAAGGUUGGGGAACUUUUCAGCGGCCUCAAAGUCAUUCAGUUUGCAGAGUGCCAGUACACCCAAUAGGAAGAGUUGGUUCCGAUCAUAUAAGACAGCUCUCAGCGUCCUUGGGUUGUCCACCGGUGCUAUUGCAGCGUUGCACACCAGUGCCUUGCUGACCAUGUCCGCUGAAACUGUUAACCUGGACUCGGACAGGACCGACUGGCAGGAGGCAAAGAGCCUGCUCCUCUCUGCCAGUCAGGAGAAGAGACGUGAGUUCUACAGGGUUGACCAUCUGCCUUUGGAGAAAAUACCUGUCUGGACUUCUACAGGUACCUCAGCUGACCAGCCUCGUCAUAAGAUCAGUGAUGCCCUGAGCCAGAAAAUAUCACUCUUUCGUGGAGACAUCACAAAACUGGAGAUCGAUGCAAUAGUGAAUGCAGGUAAGAUUGGAACAUUCAAGAUGAUUGUAGAAUUUGGAAACAUUUGUUACAUUCCUUCACUGGCCAACUUUGAUAAACUCAUUCAAUGGAUAGUUUGCCAGCAACAUUUUUUAUUGUUUGCUGCAGGGUGCAAUUUUUUUUAAGCGCUUAAAUUAAAUAUGCCUUUGCCUUGCAUAAUUAAUAACAGUAGGGAGAAGCAAUUUCACACUGGUUAUAUUAUUCCAUUCUCAAAAUGAAUAUGGAAUAGCCCCAGAAAGAUAGCAAGUUUUUUAUUUAUAAAACAGAUCCAGUCAUGUUUCAUGGACCACUGGAUAUAAUUUGCUCUAUCUCCUGCAGCGAAGCUUAGAAUUAAUAACCUUGACCCUCAGUAGCCCAUGAACUUUAACCUUCUCAUAUGUACACCGUGUAGUCCAAAAUGACAUCCGAUUCUACUUGAUCAUAGUAGGUUAACUAUAUCUAUCUGUAACAUUUACAACAACCUGUGCUAAAAUGAUUUUUGUAAGUUGCUCACUUUGAGUUUGAAUUUACAAGACUUUUCUAUUCAACCAGAAUCAGAAUGUGAAUGUUAUUCAUGUAAAUCAGUGGGUGUGUGGAAAAGAUAUCUACUCCGACGGGUGGCCUUCGCAACUUUGGGUGGGAAGAGAAUGGUGGUCAAGGCUGCUACUAAAAACAAAAAAAAAGA
Clupea harengus (Atlantic herring) is the source of this 1511-nucleotide messenger RNA. The record is from RefSeq and is a predicted model, not a curated record. NCBI's taxonomy places the organism in Eukaryota, Metazoa, Chordata, Actinopteri, Clupeiformes, Clupeidae.